AUGUCAUCUCGCUCGGGUACCACCCUUUAUGUCACCGGGUUUGGUCACGGAACCCGGGCUCGCGAUCUUGCCUACGAAUUCGAACGAUAUGGCCGUCUAGUCCGCUGUGACAUCCCUGCCCCUCGGACACCCUCCAGCCGGCUAUUCGCCUUUGUAGAAUAUGAGAGCCGCCGUGAUGCCGAUGAUGCCUACCACGAGAUGCACAACAAACGUAUCGGCCGUGACGAUUUGCUGAAGAUUGAGGUAGGCAACCAUUUGUUCCGUUCUACCGUUUUAGUAUUCUCAUAUUUUUUCAAGUGGGCACGCACACCCCCUUCCGCUUCUUGGCGAUUCGAUUCGGGCUCUGGUCGUGAUUCCGGCCGCGAUUCUGGCCGCGACUCUGGCCGUGAUCGUCGCCGUGAUCGCACUCCUCCGCGCCGUGGUCGUUCGCCCUCCCCCCGCCGCAGCCGUGGUGGUGACUAUUCUCCUCGCCGAGACGAUCGUUACGAACGGGAUGACCGCGCCGACCGCGACUACGACCGCCGUGACCGGGACUCCGACCGCCGUGACCGUGACCACGAUCGCCGUGAUCGCGACCGCUCCCGCGACCGUUCCCGAAGCCCCGAUGACCGCGAACGCGAUGGCAAGGAUGACCGGGAAAGGCGCGAAGAUGACCGCGAGCGCCGCGAAGAUGACCGUGACAACGCUCCCAACGGUGACGACAGGAAAGGUGGCACUUUCACGGACUGCAUAGGCAAUCCCGGGUCAGGUUGUCUGGAAGAUGACAUUGUGAUUAAGCUGCUAUCGGAAGAUCCGACCAAUUAUGAAGAUGCACCGCUGGAGGGAAUCCGUCGUAUCCUGUCCAGAUUCACAGGCCGUGAAAUCCCUCGUGGAGAACCGAUUGACACCUCACUGAUUGAAAGCAUUCGCAUGGGCACGACGGUAGCAACGAAUGCCCUUUUAGAGCGCAAAGGGGAGAAGAUCGCACUUGUCGCAAGCAAAGGGUUCAAAGACUGUCUACGUAUUGGAAACCAAUCUCGCCCCCGGAUUUUUGACCUUGCCAUCCAACGCUCGGAUGUGCUCUAUGAGGAGGUGGUGGAAGUCGAUGAACGUGUCACCUUGGAGGAUUAUGCGGAGGACCCAGGAAGAAACUUGACGACCACAUUUUCUCGUGAACAAAGCCCAGUGGCGGCCGAUCUCGUCCGCGGCCUUUCUUCGGAGGCCAUCCGUAUCCUCAGGCGUCCCUCUGAAAGCAAAGUGCGAUCUCAGCUGCAGGAGGUAUAUGACCGUGGGUUGAGAAGUAUAGCCGUAUGCCUGAUACACGGCUACGCUUUUCCUGACCAUGAGGCCUUGGUGGGACGGAUUGCCACUGACAUUGGGUUUCACCAUGUCAGCUUGAGUCACCAACUCAUGCCUAUGAUCAAAUUAGUGCCGCGAGCCACUUCAGCCUGCGCCGAUGCCUAUCUGACACCCGCCAUCAAGAAAUAUAUCUCUGGGUUUCAGGCUGGCUUCAAAGGCGUGUUGGGCAAUGAAAGUUUCUCUGGUCUACGAGCAAUUCUAUCAGGCCCGGCCGGUGGCGUGGUUGGCUAUGCAUUAACUUCGUAUGACCUUGUCUCCGAAAUCCCUGUCAUUGGCUUUGAUAAGGGGGGGGGGACGAGCACGGAUGUCAGCAGGUACGGCUCUGGUCGAUAUGAGCAUGUAUUUGAAACAACCACGGCCGGAGUCAUAAUACAGUCUCCUCAGUUGGAUAUAAACACCGUGGCAGCGGGAGGCGGAUCACAAUUAUUUUUUCGCCAUGGGCUCUUUGUUGUUGGCCCAGAGUCCACCGGUGCACUCCCUGGACCAGCUUGCUAUCGCAAAGGAGGUCCGUUGACAGUAACCAAUGCCAAUCUGUUUCUCGGACGGCUGAUCCCAGACUUCUUCCCGAGGAUAUUUGGCCGAGAUGAAAGGCAAGGACUGGAUGAGCAUGCGAGCAGGACUCGCUUUGAGGAACUCACCAAGGAAAUCAACGCUGGAUUAGCACAGAAGGGGCGAAGUCGAGCGAUGACCCCAGAUGUGGUUGCAUUUGGCUUUAUCAAAGUAGCCAAUGAGACAAUGACCCGCCCAAUCCGUUCAUUGACAGAAGCCAAGGGCCAUGAUACCGCCAAGCAUAGACUGGCUCCAUUCGGAGGCGCUGGAGGUCAGCACGCCGUUGCGAUUGCCGAAAGAUUGGGCAUUCGGCAAAUCCUAAUCCAUCGCUAUUCCUCGGUCCUUUCGGCUUAUGGCAUGGCGCUGGCAGAUGUUGUUGAUGAAAGCCAAGCACCCGAGUCGAGGACAUGGACCGCCGAGUACAAGGGUGUUCAGAAGAUACUUGCAUCAAGAAUGGAAGAGCUCAAGAAUCGAUCCCUACAGAGGUUGCGAGAGCAAGGCUUCCAGGAUGAUUCCAUCGUAUUUGAAGAAUAUCUCAACAUGCGCUAUCGAGGGACUGAAUCAGCUCUGAUGAUACCGAAGCCCACUGAGGAAUAUGCAGACCGUCACUUUGGAGGGGACGGGUGGGCCUUUGGGAAGGCUUUCGAGAGGCAGCAUGAGCACGAAUUUGGCUUUACUCUCCCUGGUCGAGACCUGAUUGUAGAUGACAUCCGGGUCCGAGGAAUCGGCAAAGGGUUCAAGGUAUCCGGGAAGACCAUCGACCAGCGGCUUCGUGAGUCUCACUCCCGCGAUGUGGAAAUGGGUCGAGAGCAACGCAGGGAUCGGGUUUAUUUCGAGGGUGGCAGACAGGACACGCCAAUAUACAGACUCUGCGAUUUAAGCGUCGACGAGCGUGUGAGAGGCCCAGCGAUCCUGGCGGAUGAUACACAGACCAUUGUGGUGACCCCCGGGGCUUCGGCAUUAUUGACCAAGACUCAUGUUGUCAUCAAUAUUGCGGAUCCAAUCCUGCUGAGUGUCUUCUCGCAUAUAUUCAUGGCAAUCGCUGAGCAGAUGGGUCGUGCUUUGCAGAAGACAAGCGUGAGUACCAAUGUCAAGGAACGACUGGACUAUUCAUGUGCAUUGUUCGAUACGGAGGGCGGCCUAGUUGCCAACGCGCCACAUUUGCCAGUCCACCUCGGGAGCAUGUCGAGCUGCGUUCGAAUCCAAUCUCAUAUCUGGAGGGACAAUCUCAAGCCGGGGGAUGUGAUUGUCUCGAAUCAUCCGGAAUUCGGCGGCACUCAUCUCCCAGACAUUACGGUCAUCCAGCCUGCGUUCAGCGAGGGGAACAUUAUCUUCUAUGUCGCCUCUGGGGCCCAUCAUGCCGACAUUGGAGGGAUACUCCCGGGGUCGAUGCCACCACACUCAAAAGAGCUAUACCAAGAAGGCGCGGCCAUCAUAAGCGAGAAACUGGUGUCGGAGGGGAGAUUCAACGAGGAACGGAUGGCAGCUCUGUUGUACACCGAGCCAGCCCAAUAUCCAAACUGCAGCGGAACCCGUUGUCUCGCGGACAAUUUGAGCGACCUGAAGGCCCAGAUUGCAGCAAACAAGAAAGGCAUCAAGUUGAUCGGGACUCUGAUUGAGGAGUGGGCCGGAAGAAACAUUAAGACGCCCGAAGCGUUUACUUACUCGGCAGUCAUUUAUUGUAUCCGGUGCCUGGCCUCGGCCGAUAUCCCUCUCAAUCAAGGCUGCUUAAGGCCAAUUGACGUUCGCAUUCCACGCGGAAGUCUGCUUUCUCCAUCAGAUCCGCUGCUGUGGUGCUUCCAGGCCUGUGCUGCGUCUCAGGGUGAUACUAACAACCUCACAUUCGGGUUUGGGGGGAAUAUGCCGGGUGAGACAGAAACCAAGGGAUUUGGAUACUAUGAAACUAUCGCUGGAGGGAGCGGUGCUGGCCCAUCCUGGGAAGGCACUUCGGGCGUGCACACGCACAUGACCAACACUCGAAUCACCGAUGUAGAAGUCUUCGAGCGGCGAUAUCCGGUCAUACUACGAGAGUUCAGUCUUCGACCGAACUCGGGAGGUAAUGGUCAGCAUCGCGGCGGAGAUGGUGUUAUCCGAGACAUCGAGUUCCGCACCCCAGUCCAAGUCUCUAUCCUCUCAGAACGCAGAGUUUAUCAUCCCUAUGGACUGGAGGGAGGCGAGGAUGCACAGUGCGGUCAAAACAUCUGGGUCCGCCGCGUGCUCAGUCCCGAUGGGAGGUGGACGGACCGUUACACCAACCUGGGCGCGAAGAACUCCGCUCAGAUGCAAGCAGAUGAACGGAUCAUCGUCCGUACCCCCGGCGGUGGAGGAUGGGGUCAGCCCGGGGAUCGUAGUCAGCUUCGUUUCCAGCAGGACCAUCGUCACGGCUGGAGGGGGGGGGGGAAGGUUCCAUUGCGCAUAGCCUGGCCACGCAAGAGGCUCGCAUGUAAGCAUCCAUACUAA
Molecule: messenger RNA, 4347 nt
Organism: Penicillium olsonii
Lineage: Eukaryota; Fungi; Ascomycota; Eurotiomycetes; Eurotiales; Aspergillaceae
Source: the annotation of a GenBank genome assembly